Ogataea philodendri is the source of this 936-nucleotide messenger RNA. RefSeq lists its product as uncharacterized. The transcript has a single exon. Gene Ontology annotation, molecular function: aldose reductase (NADPH) activity; oxidoreductase activity, acting on NAD(P)H as acceptor. NCBI's taxonomy places the organism in Eukaryota, Fungi, Ascomycota, Pichiomycetes, Pichiales, Pichiaceae. The coding region runs from base 1 to 936 and encodes 311 amino acids. Gene Ontology annotation, cellular component: cytosol. The record is from RefSeq and is a predicted model, not a curated record.
AUGCCUCCUGUCCCUUCAUUCACUCUUGCCCGUACGGGUGACAAAAUUCCAGCAAUUGCGUUCGGCAGUGGUACCAAGCACCAAAUCAAAAAGAAAGGAGACCCCAACACCAAGGACUCGAUCGACCAGUCGUUGGUUGAUGUUCUGACCUUUGCUCUAACCAAGGGCGGAUUCACCCAUCUGGAUACUGCCGAAGUUUACACAACCCGCGUGGAGAUCGGCCAAGCCAUCAAGGAUUCGAAAAUCCCACGUGACAAGCUCUGGGUUACCGACAAGUGGAACCAAGGCUGGGGAGAAAGAAGAUCCGAGUCGCCUUCUGGUCCGUACGAGUCGCUCACCAAGGGCCUCAAGCUGCUGGGAUUGGACUACGUGGACUUGUUUUUGAUCCAUGCUCCGUUUUUCGACGGUAAAGGCAGCGACGUCACUGUUGAAGAGGCCUGGAAACAGAUGGAGCAGCUCGUUGACGAAGGAAAGGCGAGAAACAUCGGAGUUUCCAACUUUGACGAGCCAAUUCUCAAAAAAAUCCUCGCCGUCAGCAAGUACAAGCCACAGGUCAACCAGAUCGAGCACCACGCCUACCUGCAAAACCAGUCUCCAGGAAUCGUCGACUUCUGUAAGAAGAACGAGAUCUUGGUGGAGGCAUUCUCCCCAUUGACCCCAAUUGUGCCAGCUAAGGUCAAAGAAGGUCCUCUGGAUCCUAUUCUGGCCGAGCUGUCGUCCAAAUACGGAGUCAACAGCGGACUUAUUCUGCUGAGAUGGGUGUACCAGAACGGAAUUCUGCCAAUCACCACCUCUACCAACAAAGAGAGACUUGUUGAAACCGUCAAGGUCUGGGACUUUGAGCUGGAACCUGCUGACGUUGAGAAGAUCACCACUGCUUCUAAGGACUUCCACUUCCGUGGCUUCUUCAAGGACUACUUCGAGAAGGACAAAUAG